GUACCUUGUACAGCAGUCCACCCGUCAGUGCUCGUCCGCUGGCACCGGCCCCCGGGGCGCCACCGCCGCCACCGCCGUCACCGCCGCCACCGUUGUCACCGCCGCCACCGUUGUCACCGCCGCCACCGCCGUCACCGCCGCCACCGUUGUCACCGCCGCCACCGCCGCCACCGCCGCCACCGUUGUCACCGCCGCCACCGUUGUCACCGCUGCUCCCUCCGCCGGUUCAGCCGCCGUCCAGCCCGCCUGCCUUGUCUCCCUGUGUGGCCUCCCCGUCAGGGCUACCCAAUGCCACAUCGCCGGACAAGACGCCGUCCUGGAGUCCUUGCCUGCGUUCUCCACCGCCAUCUCCGUCACUUUCGCCGCCGACGCCACCAUUUCUUGCUCCAGAGCCCAAUAACAUGAGCCAGGAGCCUCUCGGCCCGGACCACCCGUCGUCGCCGUCACCUCCCUCACUCCCCCGCCGGUCACCAGAUCCGGUGCAGUCACCGCAGCCAAAGCCUAGCCCCAAGAUGGCGCCAUCUUCGCCGCUGAAGACGCCGCCCACGCCGCUGCUGCCGAAGCUGCCGCCGCCGAAGACGCCCUCUCCGAAACCACCCUCACCACGGCCGCUAAAGAUGCCACCCCUGGCAAGGUCCCCGCCAAAGUCGCCUGCGUCUCGGUCGCCGCCGAAGCCCCCGUUAGCAAGGCCACCCCCGAAGCCCUCCGUACCAGGGCUGCCGCUGAGGGCCCCCCCGCCUCGCCUGUCCCCAAGGCCGCCUCCAGUCCCCAAGCCCCCUUCGCCACGACUAUCGCCAAGGCCGCCUCCACUCCCCAAGCCGCAACCGCCGCCAAGGUCACCAGCACCACGGCCAAACACAAGGCCGCCCCCUCCGGUUAAACCCCCGCCACGGCGGCCUCCACCACCCGCGCGACCCCCUCCACAACGACCCUCCCCGCAUCCUCCGAAACCACCGCCACCGCAUCCGACGCUGGAACCCGCUGUGAUGCCAGUGCCUCUCCGCAUGCCCGUCUACGAGCCUAGCAAUCGCACCUACCUGAAGGCUGGCAGCAUCGGCGCCCUAACAGUGAUGCCGCUGCAGAGUGCCCUGAGUCGGGUGUUCGUGCGGAUGCUGUGUCCCGUGCGUAAGUACGCAGCUGUGUUACGCGUUGGAAACCCCGUCGACCUCAGCACUUGGAAGCUCCAGUGCGCAAAUGUCUCCCUGGCACCGCGCACGCGCCACCUCCUGAUCGAACGGCCUGACGAUGGCUGCGGGGCAGCGGCAGGUCCGAGCGUAGCUCGUCUGUCCAUACAACAUCUGUUCAGCUGGCGAGCAUACAACCUCACCAUCCCUGUGGGCUAUGUCAGCGCUUUGUCGCUGCUGAUUACCGCCGCACUGGGGGCGGUCUUCCUGAUGUGGAUUGUUGAGCGAGCAAAGAAAUGUCUGGACUUCGCGUCGACAUGUUUCAUGUUCCAUUUUUUCUUUUGCUGGCAUUACGAGGGCUUCCCUGCUCGCUUCGAAUGGUGGCUCGUGAACGGCUUGGGGCUCAUCAUAAUGUCGCUGUUGGGAGAAUGGCUCUGUCUUCGUCGCGAGAUGCAAGAAAUCCCCCUCAAUACGUUGAGAGGGCGAGGAGCUAACGGGGGUGCAGCAGCGGCCAGCGGCAGUGGCGGCGCCGGCACGUCGGUACCUGGAGGGGUUGUUGGCGGCACUUCCUCCGCCGUACAGAUGGCGGGCUCGACUCUCAGCAGCAAAUCGGCGUUCAAGCCGCAGGUGGGCCAACAGGCGCUCGUCAGCC
Messenger RNA from Volvox carteri f. nagariensis, 1776 nucleotides. RefSeq lists its product as uncharacterized. The annotation marks the transcript as partial. The record is from RefSeq and is a predicted model, not a curated record. NCBI's taxonomy places the organism in Eukaryota, Viridiplantae, Chlorophyta, Chlorophyceae, Chlamydomonadales, Volvocaceae. Gene Ontology annotation, cellular component: Golgi membrane; trans-Golgi network. The transcript has 6 exons. Gene Ontology annotation, biological process: protein localization to Golgi apparatus; Golgi to plasma membrane protein transport; Golgi to endosome transport.